This is a messenger RNA of Anthonomus grandis grandis, 2341 nucleotides long. It is a transcript of the gene spz4, whose product is annotated as protein spaetzle 4. The coding region runs from base 276 to 1790 and encodes 504 amino acids. The transcript has 6 exons. Gene Ontology annotation, cellular component: extracellular region. Gene Ontology annotation, biological process: central nervous system formation; regulation of Toll signaling pathway; innate immune response. Gene Ontology annotation, molecular function: Toll binding; growth factor activity. The record is from RefSeq and is a predicted model, not a curated record. NCBI's taxonomy places the organism in Eukaryota, Metazoa, Arthropoda, Insecta, Coleoptera, Curculionidae.
ACCAGUUCGGUUGUUGAUUCUCCUGACUGAGUGACCACUACUACCACCAUAUCGCGGACUGGUCUUCAGUAGGUCGCCCCCUGAACAUCUGUCUCCUCGCAUGUCUUUUCCUUCUUCCGUACGUAAGUUUUCGCGAGUUCCUCGUGAUGAAGGAAGACCACAAUAAUAAUCAUAAUCGCGAAGUGAAAUCGAAGCGAACAAUUUCGCGUUUUUUGGACACGCAGGGGAUCGCUGCUUACUUUUAGUGCAUUUACGAUUCAUGUUCACUAUGUAAAAUGUUACGCUGUUUUAUUUUACUUCUGUACUGCUAUACCGUCCUGGGUAUAGGCUACGACGCGGGAGGAUCAGAUAGGGCGACCUGUGGCCGCCCUUACAGGGCAGGCCGUCUCUAUCAGCCCCCAUGUGACCUCGGAACCCUUGGAUAUUGCACCCAAGCGGGCACCCUGUAUCCAUGGAGGGCGGUGCGGAAAUUCGUCAAAGACAACCAAGGGCUGAUGAGACGCAUGUACGGCGAUCAACGUCACGGGCACGUGUUACGUUCCGAACUGGAGGGCAUCGAGGACUUCGAGGAGGAAUGGGAGAAGAGGGAGAGGGAGAACGGAGGUUAUGGAAGAUGGAGGCCUACGCCCAUAAGGUUCGCUAGGUACCAGCGAGAUGAGUAUAUAGAUAAUGAGCUUGAAAGUGAGGAUUUUGCCGAUCAGUAUGAGGAGGAGCCUCGGUACCUUCGGGGAGAUUUGGCCAAUGAUGACGUCCUGAAUACUAAGUUCGUGAUUUCCGAGCAGGAAGCUGCCAUAGCGAUCAAAUUAGCUGAGUUAAAGGCUGCCGCGCAUUUUCGCCCUGCUAGUUUUAGAACCCAGUUUAAGCCGCCCAGCACUUCUACACCCAAAACCACUUUGACAUCAUCAAGUACCACUAAGAGCACAACCAAGUUGAAGCCGAUCAAUGGUACCCUUGUUGGCAAUGCAACCACCACAACAACCACUACGACAACAAUGGGACCAGAGAUGAACGAAAUAAUUGACAAAGUCGUGGAAACCACUACAGUCAAACAGAAGAAUUCUUCAGAAGCGGUUACUGUUGAUACGACUAGUGUUGCUUCUACAGUCACUACCACCAUAGAUUCGCUUGAGCUGUCUACAACGGAUACGACAACGGAAGAAGCGUCUAAAAAAACGACUUUUAGUGUAAUAAGUGAAAAGUUGGGUGAACAAGACCCUGAAAAAGAGACGACAAGUGAAAAACCCCUUAGUGAUAUUAGUGAGAGUGAGGAAGAUGGUUCGGAUCAGAGUCACGAGUCCAGUGAACAGAGUGAAAUUUACGCGGAUAGGGAGGAACAGGGACCCGUACCACCCGCGGUACUUUUUCAGGACCUCGAGGAGGACGUAACCAAGAAAAAGAAACAGCCGGUGGACUAUAAUGGCGUCAAAGGCUUUAAUGCUUGUCCAGUAAAAGAGGAAGUGGUGGCGCCAUUUUGGGCGAACAACACCAGGGGCGAAACGUUGGCCUUAUUGAACAUGUACCCGUUCGAACAGUACGUACACUGGGAAAAAUGCACUUUCGAGCACAGGCAAAUGUACUGCAGGGAAGGAUGCAGAUGUGAGCAACAGUACAGAUUACAUCGGCUUUUGGCGUACGAUCCAAAUAACGAAUGUCGGGGGAUCUUCUCGGACUGGUUCAGGUUUCCUUCGUGUUGUGUGUGCAAGUGCUACGAUAUGCCACCGGAGUUUCGCGUGACGUCACGCAGUCCCCGAUUCCAGGUUAACUAUCCAGAAGACGAGGAUAUUACUUAACCGGUUAUUUUUGUGUUAAAAUUAAAUAAAAUAAGGCUCGUGGCUUGUAGGUGUAAGAAAACGACAAAAAAAUGCUUGUUUUAUUAUUUUUUUAAUAAUUAUUAAUGUAAAUAUUUUAUUAUUAUUAUUUUGUUGAUUUUUCAAAAUUGUUGUCUAGUCCGCUUAUUUUGUUACUUAAUUGCUUAAUUAAAAUUUUUUAAUUAAUUUAAUUAUUUUGUUAUAACAUUAAACGUAUAGGAUUUUUUUUUGAAAAAAAUACUUUUAUUGUUAAAUAUUUGGUUCAGAAACAUUUUUCUAAUUGAAUAAUUCGCCUUGAUGCGGCCCUGAUUCUAAUGUCACUUGUCAAUCGAUUGACGUUUAACCCAUGGCUUAUCCGUCAAUAUUGAUUAGGCAACCAGCGGUGACGUAAAAAUCAGGGACGCAAUUAGUCGUACAUAUGCAUGUUCUUUUUUUGUUUUAAUUGUCCUAAUUUAUAUGUUUUUGCGUAAUGCUGUCAAAAAAUCCAUUUUUAUUAAAUUCUAUAUUUGUAAUAAAAUGCUUUCAUUGUUUAA